AUGCAUAUUUUUAGGUAUAAUUGUGGCGAUGAGAGUUGCUAUUUGGACUUAGCUCGUCUUCGAGGUGUCAAAUAUUUCACAUGGGCGAAAAAUGACAAAGUGAUUGCAGUUGGUGAGAAUCUUCAACGCGCGGGCCAGUCGCAUAAGAAAUUUCAGAACUACCGUUUUGAUGGAGCCGAAUUCCGAAGGCUUGUCCUUCUGCAAAUCGAAUAUGUCCGACGUCACCCUGCAUAUGUUGCUGAAGUAAGAAAACGAAGGAGGAAGCAAUUUAACGAGGAGCUGUGAAG
Molecule: messenger RNA, 287 nt
Organism: Gongylonema pulchrum
Lineage: Eukaryota; Metazoa; Nematoda; Chromadorea; Rhabditida; Gongylonematidae
Source: the annotation of a GenBank genome assembly